Molecule: messenger RNA, 1455 nt
Organism: Colletotrichum chrysophilum
Lineage: Eukaryota; Fungi; Ascomycota; Sordariomycetes; Glomerellales; Glomerellaceae
Exons: 3
Coding region: 1-1455 (484 amino acids)
Source: RefSeq, a predicted model, not a curated record
AUGCGUUUCCUAAGCACCUUCAUUCUAGUUGGCCUCACAGCCAGCGUCUCUGCAAUACCCGUCGCGCUGCCUCCGGGCUUCUUUCACCCCCCUGUUCAUGCUUUCAAGGACGAGACUUCAGUCGAAUCCAUGGACGCUGAACCCAUCGAAGCCAGGAGCGGCAUCACCGUUGACAAGGUCGACGUGGCGUCUACCCUCAAUGCCAGAAGUGAGGACGCAAUGAACUUCAUGGACUCAGAGCCAAUCAUCAACGCCAGGAAUGAGGAGUCUGUCGAUGACUUCAUUGAUACAAAGCCACGCAUCCAAGCCCGGAGCGAAAGCAACAUGGACCUCACGGAUUCAGAGCCGCAGAUUGAAGCCAGGAGUGGGGAAUCCGUCGACUUUGUGAACCCGGCCCCCGAGCCAUACAUCCAGCCCAGGAGCGAGGAGGUUGUCGACUUUUCUUGGACGUCUGAGCCAGUCUUCGACGCUGUCGGGCUAGAGACCAAGAUCAAGGCCAGGAGUGAGACCAUGGUUGAAGCCGUCGACUCAGCAGAAGGCGUGGCACAGGGAAACGAAGAACCCCGCAUCCAAGCAAGAGGCGACACCUCUGCCGACUGGGUCGAUCCUGAUUAUCGACCCCCUCUGGGACCAGCAGACGAGUGGAAGUACCAAGACAACCUCAGAAAGCUUCAUGCCAACGAUUGUGGGGUAGACUGCCACCGAUCCAUCAACUCAUACCAAUCACGCGUCUCGCGUGCCAACCGCGCUAACAAGGGAAUCUACGACGGCCAUGACUUCCAAUACGACUACCGCAACAAGAAGGACGUUCCUAAGUAUCCAAAGUAUGACCUCACAACCGUCCAGAGGAACGUGGCUGGACACAGCCCAAACACAUACGACCACCAUCCAACAACGUAUGACCACCACGACUACAACGGCUACACGAGGUCCUCUCGCGCUUCAAGAGGUGAACACAAUACACCCGCCGACGACUGGAAGUACCGCGACAACCUCGUCAAGCAACAGACCCAUGACUGCGGUGUGAACUGUCACAGGUCUAUCAACUCAUAUCAGUCGGUGGCGUCCAAGGACUCGCGGCUGUCUCGAGAAGCUCGGGAACGCAAUGGCUACUACGACCAUCACAACAAUGGCGGCUACCAUCCUAACACGUAUGAUCACCACAGCGUCGGCAACGGCUACCACCCCACUACGUAUGAUCACCACACUGGUCCCGUCACUUACGAUCGUCAUAAUGGCGGUAACAACCAUGGACUGUCGAGAGCUGAGAGGGGAGUGCACAACACGAAGCAAGAUUAUAUCAACCACGAGUUGAAUCACAUAAAGGAAGACAAACACCAAUGCGGAAUUAAUUGCCAGAGGUCCGAUGCCUCCUUCCACUCGGUAGCCUCUGCGGACCACAAACGGUCGCAACAGUCGAAGCUCGCACAUGGCGGCAGCUACCAUGGCCACUGA